CACGACGUAUUGUAGAACAGGCCUUAGGCGAGGUUUACGUACAUAAUUUGAGGUGUGUGGUUGUUCAGAUAUUCUUGUCCUUGAUAUUUUUCUUUGCGAAUUACAACAGAGAUUUUUCUGAAAUUAAAGGAAGCGUUAAAUUAAGAGCAUUCGGAAGCGGGUAUUCUGUCAUAAUGUCGAUCGGAGUUCCCAUUAAAGUACUUCACGAGGCCGAAGGCCACACCAUAACCUGUGAGACAAACACCGGCGAGGUAUAUCGCGGAAAACUGAUCGAGGCGGAAGAUAAUAUGAACUGUCAGAUGCAGAAUAUUACAGUGACAUAUCGGGAUGGCCAAGUAGGACAACUAGAAAACGUGUAUAUUCGCGGCUCGAAAAUUAGGUUCCUCAUACUACCGGAUAUGCUGAAAAACGCACCCAUGUUCAAACGACCCGGUGGUAAAGGAUCAGGCACGGCCGGUAGAGGAAAGUCCGCAAUAUUGCGUGCCCAAGCUCGUGGUAGAGGAAGAGGACAAAACCAAAGAGGCAAAGGUACUGGUUCAGCGCCUUGGCUAAAUCAACAGAAUCAACCAGGUGGAUCUCAAGCUGGUAGAGGCAGGGGAUAAAUUCUGUGAUGAUAAAUAAUAUUUUUCAAUAUUGAAAUACAAGCGUAAUGUCCUGUAUUUUUGUAAUAUCAUUUCUAAAUGAUUCAUUCUGACAUACGUUUGAAUAAUAUGCAAUUUAUAUUUUUAAUUCCUAUGUGAAUAAUAAAUCGAUUCAUAUGCUAUAU
Molecule: messenger RNA, 766 nt
Organism: Pogonomyrmex barbatus (red harvester ant)
Lineage: Eukaryota; Metazoa; Arthropoda; Insecta; Hymenoptera; Formicidae
Gene: SmD3
Product: small ribonucleoprotein particle protein SmD3
Biological process (GO): RNA processing; spliceosomal snRNP assembly
Cellular component (GO): spliceosomal complex
Molecular function (GO): RNA binding
Source: RefSeq, a predicted model, not a curated record